Messenger RNA from Helianthus annuus (common sunflower), 2491 nucleotides. RefSeq lists its product as uncharacterized. NCBI's taxonomy places the organism in Eukaryota, Viridiplantae, Streptophyta, Magnoliopsida, Asterales, Asteraceae. The transcript is spliced from 6 exons. Gene Ontology annotation, molecular function: protein binding. Bases 18 to 2330 code for a protein of 770 amino acids. The record is from RefSeq and is a predicted model, not a curated record.
CAGUAGGCAAGCAAACAAUGGCUAUGAUUGGGAUUGUAACAGAAGAAUUCAAAGAAGAAUACUAUGACUAUUGGAAAACAUGCUUAAAAAGUUAUCUAGUUGGUCAAGACUUAUGGGAUGUGGUCACUAGCGAAGCUGAGGAGAAAGAGAAGUCACAAGAAUGGCAAAGGAAGAAUGCUCAGGCUUUGCAUGCUAUUCAACUCGCCUGUGGAUCACAAUCUUAUGCCAAGUACAAGAAGAAAGCACAUGUGACCGCUAAAAUAGCAUGGGAUCACUUGGUUGAAAUGCGUCCUAUCCCACAACUUUGUGGGGUUGCACAUGAUCGACAAGAUGCAUCUGAUUUUAAAGAGUCCCAUCCAUAUGAAGACCUAUACAACGCUAUUCAAGAUGGUGAAAUCCAGCAUGUGAAUGAAAUCCUUGACAAGGACCCCAAAGCUACAACAGCAAGGGUAUCUUCACAUGGAGAUACAGCUCUACAUAUUGCAAUCCUCUAUGGAAGAACACAUAUUGCACAAGACUUGGUAAAUAAGAUGCCACCAGAGGGAUUAGAAAUUAGUAAUAAGUUUGGUGCGACUCCUCUCUCCCUAUUUGCGGCGAUGAAUGAAAACAUAGAACUGGCUAAAGCCAUGGUGGAAAAGAAUCAUAAUCUGGUUUGCAUAACAAAUGGAAAUACGGACCAGAGUUCCCUUCCGAUAAUUGUGGCAUCAAGGUAUGGUAGAAAGCAAAUGGUUCACUAUCUCUACCCCGAGACUCCAAAACAACUGCUAAACGGACCGGAUGGGGUGAUGCUUCUGAAUUAUUUGAUCACCGCAGGAUUCUUUGAUAUUGCUUCCAAGCUACUCAACUUGUUCCCAAAUCUAAGCAUCAUGGCGGAUCACGAUGGCGAUUAUGCUGUUCACAAAUUGGCACACAAGCCUUCAGCAUUUGCAAGUGGAAGCAAAUUUCCAUUUUGGAAAGAAUGGAUCUAUAAUCGUGUGUGUAGAUAUUCUCCAAGGGAUCUUGACAUCAAAGGAACUAGAGGAACAAAUGGCUCUCAACACAAAAUCAUUGCAGGGACAAAUGUCUCUCAACACGAAAUCAAUAUCUCUGAUGAAGAAGUCAUCAGCCAACCUAGCUUACUACAUCGGCUAUGUUGGAUCUUACUACAGUUUUUCGUGCCCGAUAUCAAGAAUUUGCAUGACAGAAAGUUAAUAAACCAUGAAGCAAAUAAACUCCUCAUCCUCAUUUGCAAGGAAAUAAAAGGUGUGAGUGACUCAAAGCUUGACAUGAUGGAAAUAGACAAAGCAGUGAUGACUGCAAUUAAGUAUGGAAUAGUUGAGUUCGUCAAUGAACUACUAAAUUACAAUCCAGACUUCAUAUGGAGGGAAGACAAAAGAGGAAGAUCGAUCUUUUCACAUGCAAUUGUUCUUCGCAACGAAAAGAUAUUUAGUCUUUUUUAUAGAUUGGGAACAAAGAAGAGCAUAGUGGCAAGUCGACACGAUAUAUUUAAGAAUAAUUUUCUACACCUUGCUGCUAAGCUCUCUCCUCCAGCUCAUCUUGAGCAUAUUUCAGGGCCUGCGUUACAAAUGCAGAGGGAACUGCAGUGGUAUAAGGAGGUGGAAAGGUUAGUACAACCCAACUACAAAGAUCAUCUCAAUGAAAGCCAUAGAAAGCCUCGCACUUUAUUCAGUGAAGAACACAAGGAUCUAGCAAAUGAAGGCCAAAAAUGGAUGAAGAACACUGCAGGAUCAUGUAUGGUUGUAGGAACUCUUAUUGCUGCAGUCAUGUUCACAACUGCCUUCACUAUACCUGGUGGGAAUGACGAUGACACUGGCCUACCUGUAAUGUUAAACACCAACAAAACUGACAGGCACUCAUUCUUGGUAUUUAUCAUAUCAAAUGGAGUCGCUCUCUUCACAUCAUCAACUUCUGUGCUGAUGUUCUUAGGAAUUCUCACUGCACGAUACGGAGAGGAUGAUUUUCUUGUUUCCUUGCCCACCAAAUUGAUCAUUGGAAUGGCAUGCCUUUUCUUCUCUAUAGUUACCAUGAUGAUUUCUUUUGGUGCUGCAAUGUUUCUUAUGCUCCAUAAGACGCUACCGUGGGUGUGCAUGCCUCUGGUUCUUAUAUCUACUAUCCCAGUUGUUCUCUUCUCUGCCCUUGAGUUUCCUCUCCUAAUUGAAAUGAUCAUUCGUACCUAUGGAGCUACAAUUUUUGACAAACAUGAUAAACAUGACUCCAUCAUCAAGAAAAUUUUUCAAUGCGUCCUACUACAAUAUAGAGGGCUUUCAACGACCGACAUAUCUAAUGAAGAUCCCCCACAAAAGGGCAAGUCACCGUUAAUCUGUCCGUAAAGGUAUGUCAUCAAACAUAGUGUGGGUAAAUAAAUUACCAAGAGAUCAUUGCCAAGCAUUUCGUUGUCCAAACAAUUAGCAUAAUUAUGAUUUAACUUAAGUUUUUAUGUAAUUAGUUGUAUGAUUGUUUUAACCUAAUUUUAGGUAGUUAUGUUAGUUAA